Molecule: messenger RNA, 9931 nt
Organism: Amblyraja radiata (thorny skate)
Lineage: Eukaryota; Metazoa; Chordata; Chondrichthyes; Rajiformes; Rajidae
Exons: 6
Biological process (GO): homophilic cell-cell adhesion
Cellular component (GO): plasma membrane
Molecular function (GO): calcium ion binding
Source: RefSeq, a predicted model, not a curated record
AUGGCGUACAAAACACAAAAAACGAUGUUUGCCUGCAAUGUUUUUGCGUGUUUGUUACUGGUAUGUGCAUCGGAUCUAAUUACCGGGCAACUUCGCUAUUCUAUUCACGAAGAAAUGGAAGAAGGCGCUAUUGUUGGAAAUUUCGCUCUUGAUCUGGGUCUGAACGUACGGCUAUUGUCGGCUCGCAAAUUGCGACUCAGCUCUGAUGAUGGAGGACGGUACAUGAAGGUUGGUUCAGACAAUGGGGUAUUAUCUAUUCGUGAAAGAAUCGACAGGGAACGGAUUUGUAGGCAUGCAGACGUGUGUACCAUAUAUUUUAAAACAACACUAGAAAAUCCCUUGGAGGUGUACCGCGGGGAAGUAGAGAUUCUCGAUGUCAAUGAUAAUCCUCCGAAUUUCAGAGACGGAAGCAUCGCCUUACAGAUAUCUGAAGCGAUUGCGCCCGGAGUGCGUUUCCGUCUUGAGAGCGCGGAAGAUCCCGAUAUUGGAAUAAAUACUAUCACCGCCUACACAAUCAGUUCCAAUGAGCACUUUAGUCUAAAAACGCAUACAACAGAAGAUGGUAUUAUGGUAGCCGAGUUACUGUUAGAGAAAUAUUUAGACCGAGAAGUCCAAUCAUCAUAUCAACUCUUGCUUACAGCGGUUGACGGUGGGAUACCUCAGAGAUCAGGCACAGCUCAGGUUCUCAUUACUGUAUUGGACAUUAAUGAUAAUCCACCAGUGUUCGAUCAUGAUAUUUACAGGAGCAGUUUAAGUGAGAACGCUCGGCAAGGUGCCAUUGUGAUGAAAGUCAAUGCAAAUGACGCGGACGAAGGAAUGAAUGCGGAGCUAACGUACACUUUUAGUGAAGUUGCUUUGCGAAGAGCGCGUAAUUUGUUUAGUUUAGACCCAGAUAGUGGGGAGAUCCGUGUGGAAGGAUCGCUGGAUUUUGAAGAAGCAACUAGCUAUUCUCUAGAUAUUCAAGCUGUGGACCACGGUUCACCUGCAAUUACUGGACACGCAAAUGUGCUGAUCAAAGUCAUUGACGUGAACGAUAACGCACCCGAGAUUAAGGUGACAUCAGCUUCCAACAAAAUUCCAGAAAAUGCUCCACCAGGAACAUUCAUAACGUUCAUUGAUAUUAUUGACCGUGAUUCUGGCGAGAACGGUCAAUUCCGCUGCGAGAUUCCCAAGAACGUCCCCUUUAGAAUAGAAACACCAUCGAAAUUGGUUAUCAGUGAAACGUUGGAUCGUGAAGUGAUUUCUGAAUAUAUAUUAGUAGUUACCGCAUGGGAUUUGGGGUCGCCUUCGCUGACAUCUAAUAAAACCAUCCGUAUUGCAAUAACCGAUGUAAACGACAACACCCCGCAGUUUGCUGCAUCCUCCUACAAUGUCUAUGUGAUGGAGAAUAACGCUCCGGGUGCAUCCAUUUUCGCAUUAACUGCACUAGAUGAUGAUCGGGAGCAGAACGCCUAUAUUUCUUACUCUUUUGUGAACAAUCACAUCCAAAACCUGCCGGUAUCCACUUACCUGACUAUUAACCCAAUAAACGGAACGAUUUACGCGCUGCGUUCCUUUGAUUAUGAGAAUUUAAAAAACUUCCAAAUCAAAGUACAAGCCCGUGACGCCGGGGUGCCUCCAUUAAGCAGCAGCGCCACGGUGAAUGUGAUAAUCCUGGAUCAAAAUGACAAUGCGCCGGUAAUUGUUUCAACUUCAGAAGAGAGUGGAUCAGCAGCAGCGGAGGUCGUGCCCCACUCAGCGCGCCAAGGUUACUUGGUUACCACAAUAAUGGCAACCGAUGCAGAUUCUGGUCAGAACUCGCGGCUCUUUUACCAGAUGACGAAAUCUAUCGAUGCCACUUUGUUCAACGUUGGGCAAAAUUCCGGAGAAAUCAGAACAGCGCGGAAUAUUUUGCAGUCCGAUAAUCCUUUACAAACUCUGGUAAUCUUGGUCAAGGACAAUGGGCAGCCAAGCCUUUCCAGUACAGUUACAAUGAACAUUAGAGUUUUGGAGAACAGUACUGAAGGAAUCACCGAAAGCAGCACCUUGGUGAAAAAUCCAGAAUAUUUCGCUGAUCCAAAUGUUUACUUAAUCAUCAUUUUCAGUUGCACUUCCGUUGUCUUUCUUCUGAUCAUCGUUCUGUUGAUUGGCAUCAAGUGUAAACAGGACAGAAGUAUUAUCCAAGGGUACAACACCCCCAGUUAUUGUUACAAUCGUGGAGACUUGCACGGCACGCUUAAUGGAAGACCUAUCAUGGAGGAAACUUUACGCUAUCCCGGGACGGGCCGGGUAGUCCGCGUGCCGGAACCGCAUCAAUAUUCGGUCUGCUUGUCUCCAGAGUCCGCAAAAAGUGAAUUCCUCUUCUUGAAGCCAUGCGGCGCUCCCAGUACAUCCAAAAACUUGCCAGUCCCCGCUUUCCUCAACAUUAACGCAAAUAACAGCACCAUAUACGCGCAGCACUCAUCUGACUAUGAGCACCUCAAUAACUCCCGGAUCCAUGUGCAAGCCCGUGACGCUGGAGUCCCUCCUCCGAACAACAGCGCCACGGAAAUGGAGGAAGGGGCAUUUGUUGGGAAUAUCGCUGUGGAUUUGAGCCUGAGUGUACAUCAAUUAUCAGCUCGCAAAUUCCGACUGAGCUCCGAUGAUUACAUAAAGGUUAGUUUGGACAAUGGAAUCAUGAGUAUUCGUGAAAGAAUCGACCGGGAACGUAUUUGUGGACAGAAUGAUCAAUGUACUAUACGUUUCGAAAUAAUACUGGAAAAUCCUUUGGAGGUGUAUGAAGGGGAAUUGGAGAUUCUUGACGUAAAUGACAAUUCCCCCACUUUCCCGCAGAGGAGCAUUGCUUUGCAGAUGUCAGAAGCGAGUGCAUCUGCUGGUGCACGUUUCCGAGUCGAGAGCGCGGAUGAUCCCGACAUUGGUACAAAUACCGUGGCCACCUACACAAUCGGUUCGAGUGAUCACUUUAGCCUAAGAACACAGAAAACCGAGAGCGGCAUUAUAAUUGUCCAAUUGCUCUUGGAGAAAUCUUUGGACCGAGAACUACAAUCAUCAUUUCAACUAUUGCUUACGGCGACUGACGGCGGAACCCCUCAGAGAUCGGGCACAGCUCAGAUUCUCAUUACUGUAUUCGAUAACAAUGAUAAUCCACCUGUGUUCGACCAUGAUAUUUACAGAGGUAGCGUAAGUGAGAACGCGCCGCGGGGUACGUUGGUGCUGAAAGUCAAAGGAAUUGAUUUGGACGAAGGACUGAAUGCGGUCCUGACAUAUCGUUUUAGUGAUGUUGCUUUGCGAAGAGCGCAAAAUGUAUUCAGUUUGGAACCAGGCACCGGGGAGAUUCGAGUCCAACAGCCACUAGAUUUUGAAGAAGUUAACAGCUAUUCUCUCGAUAUUCAAGCCCAGGACCACGGUUCCCCUGCAAUGACAGGACACUCCAAUGUACUGAUCGAAGUCACUGAUGUGAACGACAAUGCACCUGAGAUAAAGGUAACUUCAGCUUCCAACAAAAUCCAGGAAAAUGCGCCACCAGGAAGUUUCAUAUCCCUGAUUAAUGUGAUGGAUCGUGAUUCAGGAGCGAACGGUCAAGUAGGUUGCGACAUACAAAAGAACGUCCCAUUUCGACUGCAAAGGACAUCGAACCACUAUAAACUAACUACGAGUGAAACGUUGAAUCGUGAAGUCAUCUCUGAGUAUGACAUACUUAUUUCCGCCUGGGACUUGGGGUCGCCGUCACUAUCAUCAAAUAAAACCAUCCAGAUUGCAAUUUCGGACGUUAAUGAUAACGCACCGCAGUUCGGUGAUGCAUCCUACAACGUAUAUGUAAUGGAGAAUAACCCUCCGGGUGCAUUCAUUUUUACAGUGACUGCAACGGAUCCCGAUCUGGACCAAAAUUCAUAUGUUUCCUACUCCGUUCUCGAUAAUCAUAUCCAAAACAUGCCGGUAUCCACUUAUCUCACUAUUAACCCAAUGAACGGUACUAUUUACGCGCUGCGUUCCUUUGACCAUGAGGAACUCAAGAACUUCCAGUUCCGUAUACAAGCCCGUGACGCAGGGGUGCCUCCGUUGAGCAGCAGCGUCACGGUGAAUGUGAUCAUCCUGGAUCAAAAUGACAACGCGCCGGUAAUUGUUUCACCUUCAGAACAAAGUGGCCCAGCAACAGUGGAGAUCGUGCCCCAGAUAGCGGGUCAAGGGUACUUGGUCACCAAGAUAAUGGCAACUGAUGCCGAUUCUGGUCAGAACGCUCGGCUAUUUUAUCACAUGGUGAAAUCUACCGACCCUGGUUUGUACAACGUUGGACAACAUUCAGGUGAAAUCAGAACAGCGCGCAAUAUUAUGCAGUCAGAUACUGUUGUACAAACUCUAGUCAUCUUGGUUAAGGACAAUGGGCAGCCAAGCCUGACCAGCACAGUUACAAUCCACAUUAGAGUUUUGUGGAACAGCACUGAAGGAACCGGCGAAAGCAGUACCUUGGUGAAGAAUCCAGAAUAUUUCUCUGAUCCAAACGUUUAUUUAAUCAUCAUUUUCAGUUGCACUUCCGUGAUCUUUCUUCUGAUCAUCGUUCUGUUGAUUGGCAUCAAGUGUAAACAGGACAGAAUUAAUAUCCAAGAUUAUAACUCCCCUAAUUAUUCUUACAACCAUGCGGGUUAUCACGGCACGCUUAAUGGGAGAUCUGCCAUGGAGGAAACAUUACGCUAUCCUGGGACGGGCCGGGUACUCCGCUUGCAAGAGCCGAAUCAAUACUCGGUCUGUCUUUCUCCAGAGUCAGCGAAAAGCGAUUUUCUCUUCUUGAAGCCAUGCGGCGCACCCACCUCUCAAGCCCAAUUUCCGAGGCGAGCAGUGCCUACGUUUCCAUUGCCGAAACAGGCUGAGGACGAUAGAUUUCCCGUCUGUUUGAAUUCGGGAUUGGAAAUCUAUAAGAUUUUUUAUCUGGUGCGUGGACCAUUUGCACGGAUUACCCGAGGAGAGGCCUGGUCUGGGACUUUGACAGGGCGCGGAACAAUGGCGUGCCUACCGAGGUUUGCCUUCACUGCGUUUGCUUGCAUAAUUGUGAUAUGUCGACCGGGUCUAAUCUCCGGGCAAAUUCGUUAUUCUAUUCCCGAGGAAAUGAAGCAAGGGGCAUUUGUUGGGAAUAUCGCUGUGGAUUUGGGCCUGAACGUACGGCGAUUGUCAGCUCGCAAAUUCCGAUUGGGCUCUGAUGACGGUGGGCGGUACAUGGAGGUCAGUUUGGACAAUGGAAUCAUGUCUAUUCGUGAAAGAAUCGACCGGGAACGUAUUUGUGGACAGACUGAUAAAUGUACUAUACCUUUCGAAACCAUACUGGCAAACCCUUUGGAGAUGUAUCACGGGGAAUUGGAGAUUCUUGAUGUAAAUGACAAUUCUCCCACUUUCCCGCAGAGCAGCAUUGUCUUGCAGAUAUCGGAAGCCAGUGCACCCGGUGUACGUUUCCGACUCGAGGGCGCGGAUGAUCCCGACGUUGGUACAAAUACCGUGGCCGCUUACACAAUCCGUUCCAGUAAGUACUUUAGUCUAAAAACACAGAGGGCCGAAGACGGCAUUAUAAUUGCCGAUUUGCUGUUAGAGAAGUUGUUGGACCGAGAGCAGCAAUCAUCCCUUCAACUCUUGCUUACUGGGAUUGAUGGCGGAACCCCUCAGAGAUCAGCCACAGCUCAGAUUCUCAUUACUGUGCUGGACUUCAACGAUAAUCCACCUGUGUUCGAUCAUAAUAUUUACAGAGGUAGCGUAAGUGAGAACGCGCCGCGGCGUACGUUGGUGCUGAAAAUCCAAGCAAAUGAUUUGGACGAAGGACUGAAUGCGGAGUUAACAUAUCGUUUCCAUGAUGCUACUGUGCGAAGAGUGCAAUAUUUAUUCAGUUUGGAUCCACGCACUGGGGAGAUUAUAGUUAAAGGGCCUGUAGAUUUUGAAGAAGUAAACAGCUAUUCUCUCGAUAUUCAAGCCCAGGACCACGGUUCACCUGCAAUGACGGGGCACUGCAAAGUAGUGAUCAAAGUGAUUGACGCGAAUGACAAUGCACCUGAGAUAAGGGUAACAUCAGCUUCCAACAAAAUCCAGGAGAAUACUCCACCAGGAAGUUUCAUAUCCCUGAUUUAUGUGAUCGAUCGCGAUUCCGAAACGAACGGUCAAGUGCGUUGCGAGAUACAAAAGAACGUCCCAUUUCGACUGCAAAAGACAUCGAACCACUAUAAAUUAGUCACCAGUGAAACGUUGGACCGUGAAGCGAUCUCUGAGUAUAACAUUCUUAUUUCAGCCUGGGACGUGGGUUCACCGUCACUAUCAACAAAUAAAACCAUCGAGAUUUCAAUUUCGGACAUUAAUGAUAACGCACCACAGUUCGGUGAGACAUCCUACAACGUAUAUGUAAUGGAGAAUAACGGGGCGGGUGCGUCCCUUUCCACAGUAACUGCAAUGGAUCCUGAUCUGGAUCUAAAUUCCCAUGUUUCCUACUCCUUUCUCGAUAAUCAUGUCCAAAACUUGCCAGUGUCCACUUACCUCACUAUUAACUCAAUGAACGGUACUAUUUACGCGCUGCGUUCCUUUGACCAUGAGGAACUCAAGAACUUCCAAAUCCAUGUUCAAGCCCGUGACGCCGGGGUGCCUCCGUUGAGCAGCAGCGCCACGGUGAAUGUGAUCAUCCUGGAUCAAAAUGACAACGCGCCGGUAAUUGUUUCACCUUCAGAACAAAUUGACUCAGCAACAGUGGAGGUCGUGCCCCAGACUGCGGGUCAAGGGUACUUGGUCACCAAGAUAAUGGCAACUGAUGCCGAUUCUGGUCAGAAGGCACGGCUCUUUUAUCAGAUGGUUUAAUCUACCGCACCCGGGUUGUGUAACAUUGGACAACAUUCCGGAGAAGUCAGAACAGCGCGCAAUAUUUUGCAGUCAGAUAAUGCUUUACAAACUCUAGUCAUCUUGGUUAAGGACAAUGGGCAGCCAAGCCUGUCCAGCACAGUUAGAAUCAACAUUAGAUUGUUGUGGAACAGCACUGAAGGAAUCAGCGAAUGCAGUACCUUGGUGAAGAAUCCAGAAUAUUUCUCUGAUCCACACGUUUAUUUAAUCGUCAUUUUCAGUUGCACUUCCGUGGUCUUUCUUUUGAUCAUCAUUCUAUUGAUUGGUAUCAAGUGUAAACAGGACAGACAUAGUAUCCAAGAGUAUAACUCGCCUAGUUAUUCUCACAAUUAUGGGGGUUCUCACGGUACGUUUAGUGGAAGACCUGCCCUGGAGGAAACUUUACGCUAUCCUGGGACGGGCCGGGUACUCCGCGUGCAAGAACCGAAUCAAUACUCGGUUUGUCUUUCUCCAGAGUCAGCGAAAACCGAUUUUCUCUUCUUGAAGCCAUGCGGCGCACCCACCUCUCAAACCCAAUGCUCACGGAACAUGGCGUACCUACCGAGGUUUGCCUUCACUGCGUUUGCUUGCAUAUUUGCGAUUUGUGCACCGGGACUAAUCUCCGGGCAAAUUCGUUAUUCUAUUCCCGAGGAAAUGGAGCAAGGGGCAUUUGUUGGGAAUAUCGCUGUGGAUUUGGGCCUGAGCGUACGGCGAUUGUCAGCUCGCAAAUUCCGGCUGAGCUCCGAUGACGGAGGGCGAUACAUGAAGGUUAGUUUGGACAAUGUAAUCAUGUCUAUUCGUGAAAGAAUCGACCGGGAACGUAUUUGUGGACAGAAUGAUCAAUGUACUAUACGUUUCGAAACAAUACUGGAAAAUCCGUUUGAGGUGUCUGACGGCGAAUUGGAGAUUCUUGAUGUAAAUGACAAUUCCCCCACUUUUCCGCAAAGCAGCAUUGCCUUACAGAUAUCGGAAGCCAGUGUAUCCGGGAUACGUUUCCGACUCGAGGGCGCGGAUGAUCCCGACAUUGGUACAAAUACUGUGGCCGCCUAUACAAUCAGUUCCAAUGAGCACUUUAGUCUAGAAACACAGAAAUCCGAAGACGGUAUUAUAAUUGCCGAAUUGAUGUUAGAGAAAUCUUUGGACCGAGAGAUGCAAUCAUCAUUUCAACUCAUGCUUACUGCGUUUGACGGUGGGACCCCUCAGAGAUCAGCUACGACACAGGUUCUGAUUACGGUAUUCGACCAGAACGAUAAUCCACCUGUGUUCGACCAUGAUAUUUACAGAAGCAGCGUAAGCGAGAAUGCGUCGCGGGGUACGUUGGUGCUGAAAGUCCAAGCAAAUGAUUUGGACGAAGGAAUGAAUGCGGAGCUGACAUAUCGUUUCAAUGAUGUUGCUUUGCGAGCAGUGCAACAUGUAUUCAGGUUGGAUCCACGCACUGGGGAGAUUCGAGUUCAAGGGCCUUUCGAUUUUGAGGAAGUAAACACCUAUUCUCUCGAUAUUCGAGCCCAGGACCACGGUUCCCCUGCAAUGACAGGACACUCCAAAAUAUUGAUCAAAGUCAUUGACGUGAACGACAAUGCACCCGAGAUAAAGGUAACAUCAGCUUCCAACACAAUCCAGGAAAAUACUCCACCAGGAAGUUUCAUAUCCCAGAUUUAUGUGAUCGAUCGCGAUUCCGCAGCGAACGGCCAAGUGCGUUGCGAGAUACAAAAGAACGUCCCAUUUCGACUGCAAAAGACAUCGAACCACUAUAAAUUAGUCACCAGGGAAACGUUGGACCGUGAAGCGAUCUCUGAGUAUAACAUUGUUAUUUCAGCCUGGGACUUGGGGUCGCCUUCACUAUCAUCAAUUAAAACCAUCCAGAUUGCCAUUUCGGACGUAAAUGACAACGCACCGCAAUUCGCGGAGUCAUCCUACAACGUAUAUGUAAUGGAGAAUAACGGUCCGGGUGUAUCCAUUUUCACAGUAACUGCAACAGAUCACGAUCUGGAUCAAAAUUCCUACCUUUCCUACUCCUUUCUCGAUAAUCAUAUCCAAAACAUGCCAGUAUCCACUUACCUCUCCAUUAAUUCAAUCAACGGUACUAUUUACGCGCUGCGUUUCUUUGACUAUGAGGAACUCAAGAACUUCCAGAUCCAUGUACAGGCCCGUGACGCCGGGGUGCCUCCGUUGAGCAGCAGCGUCACGGUGAAUGUGAUCAUCCUGGAUCAAAAUGACAACGCGCCGGUAAUCUUUUCACCUUCAGAACUGAGUGAAUCGGCGGCAAUGGAUACCGUACCCCGGUCAGCCGGUCAAGGGUACUUGGUCAGCAAGAUAAUGGCAACUGAUGCAGAUUCUGGUCAGAACGCACGGCUCUUUUAUCAGAUAGUGAGAUCUACCGACCCCGGUUUGUACAACGUUGAGCAACAUUCCGGAGAAGUCCGAACAGCACGCAAUAUUUUCCAGUCAGAUACUGCUUUACAAACUCUAGUCAUCUUGGUUAAGGACAAUGGACAGCCAAGACUGUCAAGCACAAUUACAAUGAACAUUAGAGUUUUGGGAAACAGCAGUGAAGGAAUCAGCGAAAGCAGUACCUUGGUGAAGACGCCAGAAUAUUUCUCUGAUCCAAACGUUUAUUUAAUCGUCAUUUUCAAUUGCACUUCCGUGGUAUUUCUUCUGAUCAUCAUUCUGUUGAUUGGCAUCAAGUGUAAACAGGACAUAAAUAUUAUCCAAGAGUAUAACACCCCUAGUUAUUGUUACAAUCAUGGGGUUUCGCACGGCACGUUUAAUGGAAGACCAGCGAUGGAGGAAACAUUGUGUUAUCCUGGGACGGGCCGGGUAGUCCGGGGGGCAGAACUGAAUCAAUACUCAGUCUGCCUGUCUCCAGAAUCAGCGAAAAGCGAUUUUCUCUUCCUGAAGCCACGCGACGCUCCCACCUCUCAAGCCCAAAGCUGAAUAACAAUGGUACGUAAAUUGAAGAAUGCCAAUUUAUAUGCGGCCAUUUUAUUGCUGCUGGAGGAUGUGAAUCAGUGCGAGUGCAUUGUUUAGAAAACUUACCCUUGUUGCAUUUUUUUUCUCUGUCGCUUAAAUGGGAGUACGGUUGUAAUUGAAAAAAAUAAAACUGGAAUGAAAACAU